Malaclemys terrapin pileata is the source of this 5287-nucleotide messenger RNA. RefSeq names its product RAB, member RAS oncogene family like 6 (gene RABL6). The transcript is spliced from 15 exons. Bases 411 to 2732 code for a protein of 773 amino acids. Gene Ontology annotation, molecular function: GTP binding. NCBI's taxonomy places the organism in Eukaryota, Metazoa, Chordata, Testudines, Emydidae. Gene Ontology annotation, cellular component: nucleus; cytosol. The record is from RefSeq and is a predicted model, not a curated record.
AAAGCGAAAGGACCAAGAUGGCGGCGGCGCGGGGCGCUGAGCGGUAUCUCUUAUCUCAGCGGCCGGCGGCACCUGCGAGGGCCUGGCGGGGCUGAGCCCGCCCCACAGGAGCCUGGGCAGCGUCGAGACCCGGACACGCCGCUCUCUGCCCGGGGCCGGGCGAUGCCGCGUUAACCCGCCCGCCCGGCCGGUCUGUGCGGGGGCAGGCUCGGGGAGCGCCGCCGGGGCGCAUUCCUCCCCUGGGGCACAGAGCUGGGUCUGCUUAGGCUCGUCAGCACCGCGAUGGCCGCAUAAACCGGCCCCCGCCCGCGCGCUGCCCUGCCCGGGGCUGCUGCUGAGCUCCGCCGGGAGGCGCGGUUCCCACGCGCUCGUAGAGGUUCGUGCCCCUGGGAAGGCGGGGGACGAGGAAGAUGUUCUCGGCCCUGAAGAAACUCGUGGGCUCGGACCAGGCUCCCGUCCGCGAUAAGAACAUCCCCGCGGGGCUGCAGUCUAUGAACCAGGCUCUGCAGAGGAGGUUUGCCAAGGGAGUCCAGUAUAACAUGAAAAUUGUAAUCCGAGGGGACAGGAACACAGGGAAAACCACACUCUGGCACCGACUCCAGGGGAAGAAGUUUGUUGAGGAAUAUAUUCCUACUCAGGAGAUCCAAGUCACCAGCAUCCACUGGAACUAUAAAACCACUGAUGAUAUCGUAAAGGUUGAAGUCUGGGACGUAGUUGACAAAGGAAAAUGCAAAAAACGUGGAGAUGGUUUGAAACUGGAGAACGACCCUCAGGAGGCAGAGUCAGAGAUGGCUCUGGAUGCGGAGUUUCUUGAUGUGUAUAAAAACUGCAAUGGAGUAGUGAUGAUGUUCGACAUCACCAAGCAGUGGACAUUUAACUACAUAUUGAGGGAGCUUCCUAAAGUGCCCACCCAUGUUCCAGUGUGUGUGCUUGGGAAUUACCGUGAUAUGGGAGAGCACAGGGUCAUCCUGCCAGAUGACAUGCGGGCGUUCAUUGAUAAUCUGAACAGACCUCCUGGCUCGUCUUAUUUUCGAUAUGCUGAAUCUUCCAUGAAGAACAGUUUUGGCCUCAAGUACCUGCACAAAUUCUUCAACAUCCCAUUCUUGCAACUGCAGAGGGAGACAUUGCUACGGCAGCUGGAGACGAAUCAGCUAGAUAUUGACGCAACGUUGGAAGAGCUCUCAGUGCAGCAGGAGACAGAGGACCAAAACUACGAAAUCUUCCUUGAAAUGAUGGAAUCCCGAAGUCGAGGACACGCGUCCCCAAUGGCGACUAAUGGACAGAGUCCUUCCUCUGGCUCCCAGUCACCCAUAGUACCUCCCAGCUGCACGUCAGAUAGUUCCAGUCCUGGUACCCCCCAGCCACCACCACCACCUCAGCAGCCACCUGCCAACGCAACAUCCCCUGAGCCUCCAUCCUCCUUGUCACCAGUGCCUCCACUAGAGGCUCAGCUACCGCACACAUCGUCCCCAGCUACAGCCUCCCCAACAAUGCCUGUUGUAGUCCCACUGCAAAAGCGCAGCAUUAUCUCCCGCCUCUUUGGAACUUCUCCGGCACCAGAGACGUCUCCUCCCGCGCCAGAUGCUGCUACUAUUCCCCCCAGUGAAGUCCCUGCAAAAGUGCAGAGUGUGGAGGACUUUAUUCCCGAUGACAGCCUGGACCACAGCUUUCUGGAAGAUACGAUCUCUCAGAGAGACAAGGGGAUAACUAGGACUAAGGACCACAAUGAAAGUGAUAGUGAUGGAGAGGCUCUCGGAGGGAAUCCUAUGGUAGCCGGUUUCCAAGAUGAUCUGGAUCUAGAUGACAAAGUGCCCAGUAAACCCUCAUUGGCAGCAGAACUUGUACCAAGCAAAAAUAUCACUUUGUCAAGUGAGGAGGAGGCGGAAAUGGAGGAUGCUGUGGUCACCAUCAUGGCUGAUGAAGACAUUGACAUGGACUACGAGACACAAUGGUCUUCCAAAAAUUCAAUGAAACCACAAAAGGAAGCAGCUUCCACCAAAGCACCUGACCAGAAGCCUCAAGGCAGCUUGCCUCCGCAUUCUGGAUUUGAGAAACACGGCAGCACAAAGCUCCCCACAGAUCUGCCAGCCACUGGAGCUGCUGCUCCUACAGAUACAGCAUCAGUCCAGGCACAACGGACCACUUCCCAGAACAAGGGCUCAGCUUCCAAACUGAAGGGGAGCAAAGAAGAAAUGCCUGAGGAGUCUGACAGUGAUCAGGAGGGACCGAUAGCCACCCAGAUGCUCUCAUUUGUGAUGGAUGACCCGGACUUUGAAAGCGAGGAGUCUGAUAGCCAAAGGAAGAAAGUGGGUGAAUUCCCAGUCCGAGAAGACCCCUCUGACAUCUCUGAUGAAGACACCUCGUUAGCAAAGCCUCCACAGCCCAUGAAGCCUACAGUCCACUCCUUCAAGCUGAAAAAUGACUCUGAUCUCUUUGGCUUGGGUUUGGAAGAAACAGGCCCCAAAGAGAGCAGUGAUGAAGAUAAAGAGAAACAUCCUUCCAAGGAGAAAAAGAAGAAGAAAAAGAAGAGCAAAGAGGAAGAAGAGAAGUCUAUGAAGAAGAAAAGCAAACACAAGAAGUGCAAGGAGAAGGAGGAGAGCAAAGAUGAGAAGAAGAAAAAGAAAAAAAGAAGCAAGGAGAAAAACGAUGAGAUAGAUGAACUGGAGGCCUUUCUGGGAGGAGGAGCCAGCGCCAGCAAGCAGCAAGGGGGCGGGGACUACGAGGAGCUGUAGGCCUGCAAUGUGUACAAUCAGCGGACUCCAUUGGUGGCUGCCACCAACUCUCCAUAUGAGCCACGCCAGGACGGGUACAGAUGUGUAAAGCUUUGGCUGUCUGCCAUAAGUACUAUCGAAACAGAGAUGGUGGAACAAAAAAGCUUUACAUCUGUGUGUGCUGUUCUGGUGCAGUCAUUGUGUGGAAGGAAAACACAGCCGUGGUAUACUUGAGGAAGGUUUAAAGGUUAAAGGUCACAGUAUGGUAUCGUGGCAAUGAGUUAUCAUUUCCCCCUACCAAUGUCUAGCCCUCUUUCCUUUUUCCAGAGAGUUCCAAUCUGGUAGUUGGCAUGGUGUGGGGAGGGAAAGGUGAGUGGACCUGCUCCCACCCCCACCAUAUUCCACUGCUGCACCCCUGAAAUUCCUGUUUUAAUAAAUAAGUGAAUGCAGCAAAACAUGCCAUCUGAAUGCAUCGUGCUGUCACCUUGUGAAUAAUCAAGUCUUUAAAUUUUUAUCCUUCCUAUUUUUUUAAUGAGAAAGGUGUUAUUGGCCGUUGCCCCAUAAGGCAAUCGACAAGCUUUAAAUUAGCAGAAUGUCGUCUUGUACAGCUCUUAAUGAAGCAGCUGCAGGGCCUGAAAUAAAGUGAGUAUAAUUUGGGGAUAUUUCUGCACAGCAGCAUAAUUAACUCUCGGGGGUGCUGCUUUUGGAAUCCAUGUAGCCUCAUUGAUUCCCAUGGCCCCAUUGUCUCUGGCACUACAUGUAAGCCGCUGUGCAGUUGGGAAGACAAUGCAAAGUUAUCUUUUCCAAAAGAAACUAAAUUGACACUUUCCCUUAAACACCCCUUGACACCCCGGCCUUCAAUUUGAAUACACUAGCAAUUCAGCCCUACAGCACCUCUCAGGGACAUGACUGCCGAAUGGAAAUGGAGUUCACAGAAAUGCAUUAGCAUGGCAAGGCGGCCGCUUCUCAGGGCAUGCUGUAAAACAAAGGCUGCCUCUGCACUUAGACAGGGGAGAGUGUCCCUCAACUUCUGCAGACACUGAAAGCCAGGUUUACUAGGCCACCUAGCAGUUAGUGCAGGGCACUUCCUUGCCCAGAGUAGAGUGCAGAACCUCCUCUUGUCACAUGAGCUUUGAAAGCCUUUUAAUUUUGGCUCUGAUAUCAAAGAACCAUGGAUCAGCGUAUGCUCAGCGGCAUAGGUCAUGGAUGGUUAUUGACACCUUUGCCCUGCCAUUCAUGCCUUCCACUGUCUUGGUGAGUGCCCCCCCUCCAUCUGAGUGGCCCCCCUCCCCACACACACAUCUUUAAAGGGUCUGUUAAUAUUCAAAAACAACGAGGAGUCCAGUGGCACCUUAAAGACUAACAGAUCUAUUGGGCAUAAGCUUUCAUGGGUAAAAAUCCCACUUGUUCAGUUGCAUUUGAAGAAGUGGGUUUUUUACCUAUGAAAGCUUAUGCCCAAAUAAAUCGGUUAGUCUUUAAGGUGCCACUGGACUCCUCGUUGUUUUUGUGGAUGCAGACUAACACAGCUACCCCCUGAUCCUUGUUAAUACUCAGUACCCUAUUGUGUUGUAUUCCCUCUGAGGCUCAGCCCUGGGAAGCCCAUUCACAUUUUUGUGCAUUUAUUAAAUAGCCCUAUUGCGUGUGGGUUGUUUUUAUCUUUUUAGUUGUGAAAGGUGGACCAUCUGAAGGAAACUAGAUGAAAUCCAAACUCGGGUUUCCUUCCACUUCCCCAAUCAGUGGGAUACUGCUUUGGAUCCAUCCUCCACUUCAGAGUUGCCUUGAACUAUAGACCGUUGCUCCAUUUUUUUCCCUGAGAAAUGCACUUGUAACUUUCUAUAUACAACAAACUGGGGUCUUGCUGCAUGAGCGGAGUAUCAUUUCAGGUACGUUUUCCAUUAGCAGUUGCCUGGUCAAAGCGUUUUGUUUCAUGUGACACUUUGGAGAAUUUGCAUGGGACAUUUCAAACUUCACACACUAGGGAGGAAUACCAGAUUGCAAACCAGUUUGCAGCCUCUGCUCCAAAAAGGAAACAAGACAUUUGUGCUACAGCUGGCCAAGUGUUUUUGAAAGUGCUUCUGUUCUGUAAAGAUUUUUGGAUCAUGUUCCAUUUUGCAUUGGAAAACCUAGUGCACUCCAUUCUGACUAUAAAGCUCUCUAUUGUACACAACUGCCUCGGCACCUUUCUUAUGUACACAGCUUAACCAUUGCAACACUUGCUUGAACUCAGGAGACUGCGUGACCGUCCAGGACAGUUGCACAAGAGGCUAGUGCUCUCAAACCUUCCUGAUGACUUAGCAGCUGUUUCCUUAAAGGGACCCUGUCAGGGGCAAACCACAGCUUAAAAAAAAAAUUCCUUGUUUGUUUAGUAAACACCGGAAGAAGAUUGUUCAAGUUGAAAACUUUAAAUAAUCUGAAUUCUUCUCCCUUCUAUGGUUUGUUUAAGUAUUACAUUUGUGUCACGUGGGCCAAUAACAAUAGUCAUUGGUUUUGUUUCUGUUUAUAGUUACUUCCUAGCUGGUUUCACUUUCCAGCUAGCACAAGGCUGCACCAUCUCUGUAAAUCUCAUCAAAACAUUC